CAGUAGCCCCAGUAAACGAGGCUUCUCCAAGAAGGCCACGCCAUUUACGACACCACAACUUCUAGGUGAUUUCAAGACACCAGUACCCCAAGGACACUUUCUUCGCAGAAUAUGCCUCAGGACCCUUCGCUGAGCAUGCUCGAUGACCUUUUCAAGCCCUCGCUUGAUUCCCUUUCUAUGCCACCGACGCGACCGAUAGAAAGAUCAAUCUCAUCGUCUCGUGACAAGCAAUCAUCACAACAACAACAGUCGAUAUCAGCUUCACAGCAGCCACCGCUACCAUCACAGCUAUCGUCACUGCCGCAGCAACAGCAGCAGCAGCAGCAAUUACAACAAAAACAGCAAAUGCAAGUACAACAGACGAUGAAGCAAGCGACGAGACAGGCACAGCAAUAUCACGAUAGUUCUACAGACUUUUUCAAGUCUUUAGAGAGUACACUACCAAGUUCGCCAUCUCAUCGUUCAUCAUCGCGCUCUCCUGCCUCUUUGUCCUCUUCAUCAUCAGCAUCCUCAACGUUAGCGCAGCUACCAGCAUUUCCAACCGUCUCAACCGAUUACUCUGUAUUUGCGCGCACAGGUUCAUUCGCUAGAAUCACACCGCCCCGCAGCACGUCUCAGGGCGGUGCAAAGAGUGCCGUGCCAAGUUCAGACCCAUCACCUGAAUCGGUAGCAUCCCCUGCAACAUCCAUGAUCACUCCUUUAGGGUUGCAUGGGACAGUAGGGGGUGGAAUAUCCCCACAUCGUCAUCAUCCCCAUCAUCGUCGCCUGCUUCAGUGGCGUCGCCAACGUCUCCUUCUUUGCAAAGAACUUUGCCUGAGGAUUUGCAGUCAUCGUUGCCACAUUCAUCGUCAGGAUCGCCUGCUAAUCGAGUUUCUAUGUCUCCUUCAUCCUCAAUGAACAUGUUUCCUAAAAUCGAAUUUGCUCCGACUCUAGGACCAGAGGAAUUGAAGGUGAAGACUCCUGUCAGGGCUCUGAAUGCUCAAUGUCCUGCACCGCUAGUAAAACGGGGGCAGUCCGAAAAGAUUGAGUCUACAACACCAGCCUCAAUGCCAGCCCCAGCGCCGACACCACCCCAAAGACAGUCUUUACGACAACAGCAACAACAUCAACAACAGCAACAACAUCAACAACAUCAACAACAU
Lobosporangium transversale is the source of this 1142-nucleotide messenger RNA. RefSeq lists its product as hypothetical. The transcript has a single exon. Bases 112 to 897 code for a protein of 261 amino acids. Lineage: Eukaryota; Fungi; Mortierellomycota; Mortierellomycetes; Mortierellales; Mortierellaceae. The record is from RefSeq and is a predicted model, not a curated record.